GUCUUGUCUGUUUCUGAUCAUUGGGUUUCCUGUUUUAGCUGCUCCCCCAGACCAGAAGGAUUAACCUUUAAGCUUCCUUCCUUUUUCUCACGAUGAAGCUCCGUCAUUAUUAGUUCACUAAUCCUGAACAACCCGAAGAAGAGAGGGACAGAGUGGAGCCGGUUGGUCCGUUUUGUUCCUCUUUGAUGUAUACUAGGAUGUAGUGUGACCCAACGAUUAUUUGUCAGGUCGGUCGAUCUAGUUCUUCGAUCGCCCUUGUCUUUGUUCCUCCUCGCGUUUGUGAUCGUGGCCGCGGUCGUCCUCUUGAAAGACGAGGGAAUCUGAGGGGCUUAUGUUUAUGGGUGGUGUUAGAGGUCUGGUGUGUGGGUGGACCUGGGAGGAGAACAAGCUGUUCGAGCUGGCUCUGGCGAUUGUGGAUGAGGGGGAUCCUAACCGCUGGGAGGCAGUUGCUGCCAUCAUCGGAGGGGAGAAGAGUGCCGAGGAAGUUCACAGACACUACACGGUCCUCGUGGAGGAUUUGCAGUUCAUAGAGGGUGGCUUCAUGGACAAUGAGCUGGAGUUGGAAGAUGAUCAUAAUCAGAAAUCACUUCUUCAAGUUGACUGCUCACAAUCAAUUUACUGGACUGAUGAAGAUCACAGUUUGCUCGUUCAACUCGACAUUACUUGAUUAGUGCAUCCUAAUGGACAUUCCUCAAAGUUGCAGCCUCUUCUUGUUGGACUGCAGAAGUAGUCGAAGCGGAGCAGGAUUCAGGACGAUUGCUUCCGUUAGUUAUAGUUUACGAAUAGGCACGCUCUUCUAUUAGUUUCUAGAGCUGUGAAAAUGCUAGUGGAAAAGGUUCUCUUCUGUAGUAAUGUGCUUCAAACAUUGUUUUCUCCGACUGAUCGAGUUAUACAGUAAUAUGAAUGGCUGUCUAUUUGUUCAUUGUCUUUA
Messenger RNA from Punica granatum (pomegranate), 931 nucleotides. The record is from RefSeq and is a predicted model, not a curated record. Lineage: Eukaryota; Viridiplantae; Streptophyta; Magnoliopsida; Myrtales; Lythraceae.